AUUGUGCUCGACUGAACUAUCACGAACGCUGCAAAGACGGACGUUGCUCUGUAAAUUAUGUAAAAUAAAUAUAGAUAUAUGACGCUACAUACCUGUGAAUACGUUGCUGUCACAUUCACCGGAAGAAGGGUGUUCUGAAAAUCUCUCGGAAAGGAAAAUAAAUAUGUUUUUUUUAAACAGAUGAUGUUUCCAAGAGGAUUUGUAGGAUUUAACGACGUCGUUCAAACACGAGACCCAAACGCUCGGAUAAGAAAAGGAGUAAUCACCAGCCAAAUCACAUUUAUAUCCAACGAGAUGUGUACGAACUGUUGAAUCUUUGACAGAUAAAUUGGAUAUAGCGUUGAAGACCUUUCGGCCAGCUGCUGUAGUUGAAAUAACGAAAGAGGAUGCAGCACACCGGAUACACCUGAAAAUUCCCCUUGUUCACUGAAUGUCACUUACCUGUCAAUCAAUUACCUCUGAACGAGCCAGAAGAAACUGUAGGUAGGAAAUGGAGAUAAGGAAAGUACAUAGUAAGAACUGAAUCAAACUGUUAGGAUAUACCAAGAGAACAAGCAGCCUCAGAUACUCCUGUGAACUCAAGGGAACUUGGAAGGUAAGACCACAAGAGACUACAAAAUUGUUGUUGCUGACAACUGGCAACACUGGACAGACGGCUGAGGAACUUCAUAACAGGGUGAGAGGGCGAUCACAGAGAGAAAGAGACGGGGACUGACAUAGAGCCAGAGCACAGGAGGGGUGGGUGGAGGAGGAGGAGUGGGAAAGGUCAAUCGCCAUGGCGACAGACCCAGGAGAGCCCACUGCCACAGAGGAGUCCUCUGGGGAGAAACCUGAUGGAGAGAAGGAGGAGGAGAGUGACAAGGGGAACAGGGCCACCCGUGAGAGAGAGAGGAUGCACAGCACUCCGUCUGACUUUUCCUCUUCCCAGACCCAGGAAAGGAGGACAUGGGGUGCAGCAGGAGGUGGAGGAGGAGUGGAGGACAAUAAAGAAACGGAGAUGCCCGUUAGACCUCUAACCUUCUUCAUGCCCUCCUUCCCGGCAACCCACGAGCCUUGCCAGAGACGCAAGAACAAGCGCUUCUUUAGAAAGAGUGUGGAGAUAUGCGAGGAAGAUGACAAGGUGGAAGAAACCCCUGAUGCUCCUCACAGCGCUCCUCACCUCGAGUUUUGUGCCUCAGACUCCGUUUUCAGCAGCGGAGCCCAGCAGCUACCCGCCAGUGCCUCGGCCACCUUGGGUGAAAAUGGCACUCCUAGUAUCCAGGACCCUGAGAAGAGCGCACUUUCAGCUUCCUCUCUGAAGGGGAAGGAGAGAGAUCGCGAACAAGAGGAGGAGGCUGAGAUGAAGGCCAUAGCCACUUCACCUAGUGGCCGUUUCCUCAAGUUUGACAUAGAGCUUGGAAGAGGAGCGUUCAAAACGGUUUAUAAAGGUCUGGACACAGAAACCUGGGUGGAAGUCGCCUGGUGUGAACUACAGGAUCGAAAGCUAACCAAGGCGGAGCAGCAACGGUUUAAAGAGGAGGCUGAGAUGCUGAAAGGUCUACAGCACCCCAACAUUGUGCGUUUCUAUGACUCUUGGGAGUCUGUUCUUAGAGGCAAGAAGUGCAUUGUCCUAGUCACGGAGCUCAUGACCUCUGGAACACUCAAAACGUAUCUUAAGCGCUUUAAGGUGAUGAAGCCCAAGGUUCUACGCAGCUGGUGCAGGCAAAUCCUAAAGGGUCUACAGUUCCUACAUACCCGAACACCACCAAUUGUGCACCGUGACCUCAAGUGUGACAAUAUCUUCAUCACGGGCCCCACCGGCUCAGUAAAGAUUGGUGACCUGGGCCUUGCAACCCUCAUGCGGACAUCUUUUGCCAAGAGUGUUAUAGGGACUCCAGAGUUCAUGGCCCCAGAGAUGUAUGAGGAGCACUAUGAUGAGUCAGUGGAUGUUUAUGCCUUUGGCAUGUGCAUGCUGGAGAUGGCUACCUCAGAGUACCCAUAUUCAGAAUGCCAAAAUGCUGCACAGAUCUACCGCAAAGUCACAAGUGGCAUCAAACCUGCCAGUUUUGACAAAGUGAAUGACCCAGAGGUAAAAGAGAUCAUUGAGGGCUGUAUUCGCCAAAAUCGAUUAGAACGGCUCUCUGUCAAGGACCUUCUAAAUCAUGCCUUCUUUGCGGAGGAUACCGGUGUGCGUGUGGAGCUUGCAGAGGAAGAUACAGGCUCCAAAGACUGCCUGGCCCUGCGCAUCUGGGUUGAGGAGCCAAAGAAACUCAAGGGCAAGCACAAAGACAAUGAGGCCAUCGAGUUCAGCUACGACCUGGAGAAUGAUAGUGCCGAAGAGGUUGCACUAGAGAUGGUGAAGUCUGGCUUUUUCCAUGAAAGUGAUGCUAAGGUGGUGGGGAAAUCCAUCAGAGACAGGGUGACUCUAAUUAAGAAAUCCCGGGAAAGGCGGCAACAGCAGCUCCUCCAACAGCAGCAAAGUCUGGACGAGCAUCGUGUCUCAACAGUCCUCACCUCCUCCUUUACCCCUCUCCAUCCCUCCUGCCCCUCCUCACUGGGUCCAGCUGCUGCUGCAGGUGCUGGGGGUCAGGGGGAGGCAGAAGAGCUGCCAGAAGUGGACCAACAUGUCCAACAGCAAGGCACUGCACUGAGCCUCAAAGAAGGUGAGAACCUUUCUAUUGUCAGUGGAGAUCCUUUCUCAAGUGGGCAAAGCCAUGCUUUCUCUCUAGCUGAGUCUGAGAACCCAUGUGCUCAUGCUCAAACCAGCUACCCCUCUGGCACCUCUGGAGUGAAAGGUAUCGGGGUUGUGUCUCACCCCCAGCUGCUCCCUAUUGGUCAGAGUGGAGGGGUUCCAAAUGUGCCUGUUGGCCAGAAUGGUGGGAUAUCUGGCAUUUCCAUUGGCCAAAGUGCUGGUGGGGCUCCUAACAUUCCUCUGGCACAGACUUUCAUUCAGCCAGUCACUAUGACAUCACAGGUCCCAUUAAGUGUGCCUCAACAAUAUUCUCAGCCCAUCCCACCAUACACAACAGAUGUUACCCCUUCUCAAAUAUUACACCCUCGGAAUAGUGAUACCUCCACUUCCCACAGUUCUCUUGUGCAGUCACAGUCAUACACCUCCUCAAUAUCACCCCAGGCACCCUUAACUGUCCACACUGCCUCCAUCCCUGUUGGAGAGUCCAUAGCAUCAGCUGGCAACAUUAUGCCCCCCAUGCAGACCCAACCUAGUAAUGCUCCUGUACAACCUACUGAUGUUUUGCCCCAGCAAACCAUUGUUCAGCCCCAACAUCAGGCAGUGUCAGAAUUGCCAGGAACAUUGCAACCAACACCACAAAAGCAGGCAAAUAUAAUGCAGCAGCACCAGGCAGUGCUGUUACCACAGCAGAAAGACCAGCAGAAAGACCAGGUUCAGCCAGCAACAGUUUUAUUGCAACAUUCACAGCAUGUAGAACAGCCCCGCAUGAAUUUACAGGAACAACAGCCACAUUCAGGUUUAUCCCAGCAGCCAUAUAUUCCCUUGCCACAGCAGCAACAGCCAACAUUGUCCAUCUUGCACCAAAGUGAGUUACAACAGCAGGUGUACAUACAACAACCCCAGCAACAAGUUGUGAUACAGCAGCAAGUUCAACAACCAUUGCAGCAAACGUCAGUACAACAACCCCCAAUGGAACAAUAUCAACAGACACAGCAACUGCAGGCACAGCCAGUUUAUUUGCCACAAAUGGCUGAAUCACAAGAGCAGAACAUGGUAAAGACAAUAGGACAACAGCCACAAAUGCUUCAAACAACCCAGCAGCCAUUACAAUUGGCAGAGCAACAAAAAAAACUUUUGAUUAGGCAACAAAUGGAGCAGCAACAGAAGGCUGUUUUGCAAAAGCUAUUGGAGCAACAAAGUCAACAGCAAGUUUACAUUCAAUCACCUCAGAAGCAACCACAAGUUGAACAACAAAUUCUUCUGCAGCAACAGCAAAACAUGGCAGUGCAGCAGCAGAUGGAGCAACAGCAGCAGGCUCUACAGCAACAGCAGCAAAUAGAGCAGCAACAACAGACCAUUUUACAACAACAGGUGGAACAACAAAUACAACAGCAACAGGUUCUUUUUCAGCAACAUCAGCUGGAACAGAAGCAAGUUAUAUUGCAGCAGCAACAGCGUGAACAACAGCAGGCUCUUUUACAACAACAACAGUUAGAACAGCAAGCCUUGCUACAACAGCAGCAACAACUCCAGUUAAAGCAGCAACAAGCUCUUUUACAUCAGCAACAGUUAGAACAGAAACAGCAGGCAUUGCUUAAGCAGCAGCAGAAACAGCAGUUAGAGCAACAGCAAACUGUUUUACAGCAACAACAGCAGCAAGCACUCAUUCAACAGUUGCAACAGCAGCAACACAUUGAACAGCAACAGCCUCAACUACAGAAGCCAACUGAACAACUACAGCAGGAAAUAUUUCAACAACAGCCUGAUCAGCAACAACAGGCAUUACUACAACAGAGAGAGUCGCAGUUGCAGCAACAAGUUCUAAUGCAACAACAGAUCGAGUUACGACAACAGGCACUACAAGCUGAAAAACAACAAGUUUUAUUGCAGCAGCAACAACAACAACUACAUUUGGAGCAGCAUACAGCUCUUACAGAUCAUAGUGGGCAACAGCAAACAACUAUAAAAACAGAGACUGUACAACAAAUCAGUCAACUACAACACCCUCAGCAAAUAAUUUCCCCACAACCUCAAUAUCAUUCAAAUCUUGCUCAACAACAAACAGAGCAGCAACAGGUCUUGAUUCAGCAGCAACAAGCUAUCCUCCCCCAGCCAUCACAUAGACCUUCCCUGGAAGAUUUACAAGUUCCAACCAUGGUUCAAGCAGUACCACAAAUGGUUACCACUCAAAUAUCUAGUCAAGUUCCUACCCCAAUACUCAUUCAGCAACAGAGGCCACCUCAGCAGUCAUCUCAACCUGCUGCGCAAAUGCAAAUCCAGAAUCAAGGGGAGCCAGCAAUUUGUGGUCAAAUUUCACUGCAGACCGAAAGUCUUUGUACAGCACAGUCAAUGAGAGAGAGUAUUCAAGCAAGCCAGUUGCAAGUUUCACAACCAACCCAACAAAUCACAUCCCCAACACAGGCACAAGUUCCAACACCACAUCCUAUUCACUCUUUUGUCCCAACUCAGACGCAAAUGGACUCAAAAGGGCAUCUCCUUCCUUCACAAACUCAAAUGGUACCAAUUCAAGCUGCAGCUUCUCUCCACUGUCAGGUUCCAGUAGUGUCACCAACACCUGCACCUCUAGUGCAUGUCCAAGGACAGGCUGCUGCUUCACUUCUGCCCACACAGUAUGCUCAAGCACCUGUCGCUCAGCAAACCAUCCAGUCAGUUCAACUAGACCUCGCACAAACUGUGAAACAACAACAGUCUCCUCUGCGGCAAUAUCAGCAAGCAUUGCUGUCUCCAGUAUCACCUGCACAUUCCAUUGACCCAAUAGCCACUUCGUCAGCUCAGUGCUACUUGCAACAGACAAACCAACCACAAAUGCAGGCCCAGGCUAUGCCACAGCCAAUCAUACCGGCUCAGCAACAGCCAGUCAGUGUGGCCUCUAUGCAGACAGUUUUGCAGCCCAUGCUUCCAGUGAAGCCUCAGGCUACCCAACAGUAUGAGCAGCAGCUGCCUAAAGCCCAACCUGUGCAACAACAGCAACCCCUCCAUCAUCAAUAUCAAGCUCAAACUGUGCAGCAGUUUCUGCCAACAAAUGCUGUACUACCCCAAGAUCUCCAGCAACAGCCCUCUCAGCCCCAACCUGUGCUCCAACAUAUUCUCCCUAUGCACAUUCCACCCAGUCAGAUACCUCAAACCCAAGCAAGGACAGUAUCUCUUUAUAGUCACGUAGUCUCAGGUCCUCCACCCUCCCCCCAAAACCAGCAGAAACCAACCCUUCCUGCUCAAACACACUCACAGAUUAGCAUGCAACCACAAGCACACUUAAACACCCAGACACAUGUUCAAACGCAUGCCCUCACCCACACACAGACCCACAUAGGGACUACUGGGAAUUUUGAGCAGCCUCCUUACUCCCAAGCUGCCUUUAUGCCUUCACAGAUCCACCAAAGUCCAUCUCAUAGUUCCCUACAACCCUCUGCCAUUCUUCCAACCCAACAGCCAGCUGUCCCAGUUUCAGAAAUUCCUGUCUCAACACAUGCAAGGCCAGCUGACCUGAUCCCUGUCCCCCUUCCUACUGUCAAUUCCUCACAGUCCCAUGACUCUCAUGGCUCUGUGUUGCCCACCACCUCGCUGGCAGACAGUGAUGCUGCAUUGUUGGGCAUUGCUCAGGAGAGCCAAAAUCAAUCUACCAACAGGAGCUCUUCGUCAGGCUCUGCUCCUGCCAAUGGAGAUGAGUCUCAAAUGCUGUGGGCUAGUGGAAAACUGGAAAAGGUGAAAUCUCAGAGGAGAGCUUCCUGUCAGAAAACUGAAAAAACUCAUUUUCAACUCAGCAUGUUGCAGGUUUCGUGCACUGGGGACAACAUGGUAGAGUGUCAACUGGAAACUCACAGCAACAAAAUGGUCACGUUCAAAUUUGACAUUGAGGGAGAUGCACCUGAGGACAUUGCAGAUUACAUGGUGGAGGAGGAUUUUGUCCUUGAGCCUGAGAAAGAAAAAUUUGUUGAGGAGCUGAGGGCUAUAGUGAAGAAAGCUCAAGGAAUUCUAAUUACUCAGUCACAGACUGGGUCCGUGGAGCAGCUCCAUGUAAGCACCCCAUCCAGUGCAUCAACGGAUGCAGCCCCUCAAUCUUCCCCAGUGGGUCGCUGGCGGUUUUUCAUCAACCAAACAAUUCGCCAUCGUGACUCACACUCCAACCAGGGAGCUUCCACUCCCCCUCCAGUGGGAGAGAGCAGAGUUCCCAAGUCUACAGAAACAGAGAAAGACCAUGAAAUCCCUCAGCGAUCAGAGUCUUUUGCUGGAAUUGCAUCAUCUCCAAGUUCUUCACUGUCUGCGUCCUCUCCUCCAGUCUCUACAGUAUCUGCCCCUGCAUCCAUGUCAGCCUCGGCCAUUGCCGCCCACAAAGACAUCACACCCGCUGCCUUGCCAAAACUAGAGCAAGUCACCUCUGCUACUCUGAUCACAGACCCAAUCCCUGUCAUGUCCUCAAGCCCUUCUGCUCCUUAUUUUCCUGCGGUUGUGGCCCUUGUGGGCUCCAACAUGGCCUCAGGCGAUACUGCUUUUAAAGUGCAGAGUCAUUCUGAACAGCCUCUCUCUACCAUGUCAGGUUAUGGGUCCCCACCAGCAUCACUGGUUGGCCACGCUGAUCCUUCGCAGCAGUUUUUUGCUCAAACCCAAACGGCAACCUCACAGAAGCCUGAGAUACUUCAACAAACCCUGGCAACUCACCAGCUUCAAGACACCCAGACACUACAGUCAACAAUAGGCACCACAGAACAGAUGCAGGCUCAGCAACAGCAGAUUACGCCUCCUCUGCAACAGCAUGUUCUGCAGGCAGGCUAUCAGGCCACUCCACUGCAACCACAACUCCAAACAAGCCAAAGGCCAGCUGAAUCAAAAACACAACCACAGCCAAUGGAGACAGUGCCCCAACCUUUGCAUACAAGUCUUCCAGCAGUCCAGCAGCCACAGUUGCACCAAGUUCUGCCGUCUGUGCUACCGCAGAUCCCACACCAACAAGUACCAGUUCAAUCUCAACAAUCACCAAUGCUGCAGACCACAUUCUUGGAGCAGCACAGCCUCCAGAAAACAAGCAAUCCUGAACAUGUUCCCAUAGACCAGUAUGUUCCUAAAGAAACAGUGCAGGCCCCAACAAUGCUGUCCAUGCAGCCACAGCAUGCCUUCCAACCCCAAGAUCCCCUACAGCUUCGAGCACAGUUUCAGCCUGUGAUCCCACAGCUGCUCCCCACUGAGCAGACACAUGUCGUGCAGCCACAGACAUUACUUCAGCAGUUACCACAUGAUAUGCUGCACUCUCAACCAAUGGCACAAUCUGCAGUGCCUCCAGCUGUGCAGAAGCAGGCAUCUCUCCAGCACUCGGAGUCGGAGCUGUCAAUGGGUGAGGCCAGCGUAGAGGACCCCAUCAGCCACUCUGCCCUGCCCCAUCCCUCUUCAGACCCCUCUCUCCCACCCCUCCUUCUUUCUGAGACUGCUCUGCCAGCCCUCUCCCAAACAUUUACCCCCUCUCCAGCCCAGCCCUCCUCAGUAGCAGAAUCAGACAGUGAAGGCCCCCCGAAAAUUGAGUUUGUGGACAACCGUAUUAAGACUUUGGAUGAGAAGCUUAGAACUCUGCUGUAUCAGGAGCACAGUGGCAGUGGGUCAGCACUGGGAGGUGGCACCACUGGCGCCCCCACCUCUGCAUCUGCUGCAGCGUCCACCUCAGUGGGAGAUGACGAGUCUUCAGAGCCUCACUAUGCAUUCUCCCCUCCUCAUGUCACCUCUUCAGACACUUCCCCUCACUCCACUUCUUCUACCACCUCCUCCACCACCCCUCGCUCUUCCUCAACCUCUUCAGAUGGAGAGAAGGAGAGAGCAGGUGAGGAGGAGUUGGCCCAAUCUGCUGCUGUGCAACACCAGCCUGCCUCAUUCUCCUCUACAUCCCCACCAUGCUCUCUCCUCUUCCCCUCACAGGAGCCCGGAUCUCCGCCUUUGCCUGGUGAACCCUCAGUAAGUGCUGCCCCCUCCGUUUCAGAAACCUGCACCCCUGGAGACGUUCCGUUGCCGCCUUCUCAGCAGCCCAUCCCUCUGUGGCCUGGAAAGCAGCAGGACAAUGAAGGAGGUGGAUAUUUUGGCCUAAACCUGACAUGUCCUAGUAUCAGAAAUCCUGUUAGCAAGAAAUCCUGGACUCGCAAAUUCAAAAGCUGGGCAUGCAAACUGCGCCACUCCGCCAGCUUGUUCAAGAAGCCCAGAGUCCAGCAAGAUGGCAACUCCAACAGUCAGGGGAUAAAGGAGGAGACAGAGACAUCUACAAAUGUCCAGCCCUACUCGCGCAGAGGACGUUUCCAGGUGAUUCCAGUGUCCCAGCCCAAAGAGCCCCCUCCAGCACAAGAAGCUGUACCAAGCCAAGAAAUCGCGCACAAAAAAGUUGGCCGUUUCUCAGUCACUCAGGCCGAAAAGAGAGAGGAACAUCUGAUGGACAGCUCCCCAGUUUCACCUGACCUGGAGAGAGAGAGGAGGAGAUCGAAAGGGAAGGAUGGCGAGAAAGAGGAGAGGAGAACUACAGCACCCAGCCACCCACCCAGGGGUCACUCACCCCUGGGCAGCAGCGAUGAUGAGAGUGAGGUGGAGGAUGAAGAUUUAAGGAGAGAGCUCCACAAGCUGAGAGAGAAACACAUUAAAGAGGUGGUAUCCCUGCAGGCACAGCAGAACAAAGAGCUGCAGGAGUUGUACAGGCAGCUUCGCUCUCUUAAAGACCACAGGCAGCCUCUUCCACUGACCCUGCCCAGGACCCCCCCUCUGCCCAACACUCCCUUCGCCAUCUCCCCACGUAGACCCCGACCCUCUAAAGCCAAGCUCCGGCCCCGACCCCACUCUCACAUGGAUAACAACAGAGUUAUACACCAAGACCAGAGUCCCUCAGCACAGAGUUCUGCCAUCAGAAAGAGCACAUUCACAGAUGAGCUGCACAAACUUGUUGACGAGUGGUCAAAAGAAACUGUUUGUCCUAUUCAGCCCAAGCCUUCGCUAAAUCAAAUCAAACAGAUCCAACAAGUGCAAGAGUUGGGCGGGUGGGGCCAACCUGUGGAGACAACUGCUUCAUCUGGAUGGUUUCCAGCAGCUCCUAUGAACCCUCAGAGUGCUCCAGUAUCAGUCACCUUGUCUACAAUAGCUUCCGCCCCCUUUAGCGCCAUCGGAGGACAAACACAGCCACCUCCAACGCAGUUUUCCAUUGCUCCUCUACCCCAGCAGAAUGCACAUUUGCAGCCUGCCCUGCACCUUCAGCCCUUGCAGUACAGCCAGUCUCCCCUGCACCUGCAGCAGGUACAGCUUCUGUCAGAAGCCGUGCCCCAGUCCCAAACCCAGUUACAGCCCCCAGCCACCAGCACGCCUCCACAGCUGCCUUCCCCCACCACCUCCCCCUCUGUCAUGACCACAAUGGGGCCUCCACUGCCCCCUGCCACCAGCAUCACAGCUGCCUCUGCCCCCACCGCUGCCAAUCAAGACACUGUCGCUACUACAACCUUCUGCUCAUGCUCCUCCUCUUCUUCCUUGAACUCCGCUCUGCCUUCCAGUGCCAAACUUCAAGCCAAGCCCUCCACCUCCACCCUUCCCUUAGGACAGCAGUGAGAUGGGGACAAAUAUGCUUUGAUGGAGCGAGAAUGAGAGAUAGAAGAGAAGAGAGCUUGAAUGGUCUCAUUCAGACCAAGACCAAACAGACUCUAAUAUACAUCUUGUACAGGAAGGAAACUAGUAGCAAACGGUUGAGUGUUGGUGUGCAUGGGUAUGGGGGUGUAAAAUUACGUAGUAUGUGUUUUUGUGCGCGUUUGUUUGUGUUGCAUUUUCCAAUACAUAUCCUCUGUGUGUUUCCGCACUGUCAAGUUUUAUAUCCAACUUAGUUGGACCUUAACUCUCCCUAUAUAGAGACAUGUUGGAAGAAAAUCUUUUUGACAUGAAAUAUGAUCAUCUUUGUUUUUAUUUAUCAAUGCUUCAAAUGAAAGGACUAUUUGAAUUUAAAAGUGCAAUUAGUAACUGAUAUUUGAAUUAAUCUUUUAUGUGUUGUGACGUGGAUCUGUAUAGCUUAAAAGAAAUAUUUUUUAUAUGCGCACAGAAACAACAACCAGACAUUAACCGAGAAGCGCCAUCUUAAAGACAAUGAGCACAACGGAUUCAACAGGCAGUGAGAUUUAUAAGCAGUCGCAACAACAGCAUGAUCCAGUGCAGAGCAUGGUAACCGUAACCUUGCAACCAUCAUCAUAGCUACGAAAACAAUCAAAACACUGUUGUACAGUGUUGUGCACGGAUAAGGCAUGCUCCUCAUGUAUUCUGUUUUACAAUGAUAAAUAACGGUAACAUUUUAGACUAGCGAAGAUUUUAUAGAAUAACAUAAAUAGCCAUGGACUAAUUUUACACUCCUGCAUUCUGCAAUUGAUUCUGAGAAAAAAACUAUUCAGUUCUUCAUUUAAUUUCAUUAGCCAAUAUGAUUGCAGUAUUUUCCUGUUUUAGCAGAAGUUAUACUUUUUAAGGUUUACAAUAUUAACAUUAAUCCCAUGGUGAAGAGUGCAAGACUAGACGGCUGUUUUGAAAGCUCAUGUGAAGUGAACGCAGCUUGCUCUUGUUCUUGUGUAUUUUGCACAGCCCUGUAUGAACGUGCUUUUGUGCACGCCAAACUGUGAUAUGUGAAUUGUGAGUUUGCUUUUGUGAACACGAUGCAUCAGCAAAACACUGGCAAAAAGAUGUAUUCCUCAACAAAUCCAAGAUUUCAUCAGAUGCUACUCUAGUACAUGCUAAGAAAUAUAUAACUGCCAAGCAAUUUUAUUGGGAGAACAUCCACAUGUAGAUUGCCUUUUAGAGAGAAAUGCAUUUUUUCUGAAGCUCUGUAUGUGAUUCUGUUGGACCAAGACAUCAGUGCCCAGCCUUUAAUAAUCAGCAGCUAAUUCUGUCUAGCUGCCAUGUUUACUCAUGUACAUGAGAGUUAAUCCCCUUCGUAAUAAAGAAACCCAAAAGGGAUGAGUUAAAGUAUUUUGUCAGACAGCAAGGAGCUCCAGACAACUUUGGCCUGUGCUUCAAACAUCUAACUAGACUAUUCCAGGGUAUCAAGUAAUGCCCAUAUUCAGAAAGAAUGACUGUGUGUGUUCUUGAAUGUUGUGUAAGUAAAAAAGGUGAUCGAAAGGAAGGUGUGAAUCAUGGACCCUGCCAUUCAGAUGGAUAAAGAAUGCUCUGCAUUUUUUAACAAUGUUUGUGAGAGAGAGACUGGAAGGAAUGUAGUAUGUAAAGUGGACAGAAAAUAAAGAAUUAGGUGGGGGGACAGAUUUGUUUUGUGAAGCUUUUUAAUUGUGAUAAUGCUUGAAGUUGUGGAUGUUUAAAAAAAAAAGUCACCAUUGCCACUGCCUACAGAGGGUUGUGAUCAUUCAGUUUCCAGUAUUUUGUGGCCUUUUUUAAAAAAGAAAGCCCACAUCCUCAGUAACCAGUGGUACAUUUGUGGUGAGUAAAGGCUGUUGUGUCAGAAAAAACUAAAACAUUAUCCAUUAUCUACAAAUGGGAAAUGUAAAGAACCCUCUGCUGAAGUGUUACAAAAAUGUAAUCUAAAAGAAAGCGUUAUUUUUGUAUUUUACAAGGUUUGUAAACAUGUAAAAUUGUGUACUGUGUUGAGAAAGCUGUGGUUAUCUGAUAACAAGACAGGUCCUAAAUUGUUUCUUGAUGGCCUCCAACUUCACCCCAAACUUUUGGCCUGAGAUUACAAGGAGAUUUUUAAAGUUUACAUCUUUAAUUUGAUGUGAGUGAUUGGGAAAAUUUUAAGCCAAAUCAUUGCUGCAGUGAGGUGUCGACUGGGUGAAGUUGUAUGGCAAACCAGAUGGACCCCAGAAUUACUUGACAGAGCACCAAUAAUAAAAGGUAAUUUAAGCAAAAAUAAUCUAGAGGACUAAACUUCUUGCUGGUGAUUUAGCUACUGUAAAUUGUAACUAAUUCAACUGUUGAUUCUAUUUAUGUUUUGUAACUAAUCAAAAAUAAACAUCAAACGUUAAA
This is a messenger RNA of Myxocyprinus asiaticus (Chinese sucker), 12643 nucleotides long. Its product is annotated as serine/threonine-protein kinase WNK3-like. The transcript is spliced from 24 exons. Gene Ontology annotation, cellular component: cytoplasm; cytosol. The record is from RefSeq and is a predicted model, not a curated record. Gene Ontology annotation, molecular function: potassium channel inhibitor activity; ATP binding; protein serine/threonine kinase activity. Gene Ontology annotation, biological process: intracellular signal transduction; negative regulation of sodium ion transport; monoatomic ion homeostasis. Bases 776 to 10246 code for a protein of 3156 amino acids. NCBI's taxonomy places the organism in Eukaryota, Metazoa, Chordata, Actinopteri, Cypriniformes, Catostomidae.